Messenger RNA from Camelus dromedarius (Arabian camel), 1552 nucleotides. RefSeq names its product forkhead box S1 (gene FOXS1). Gene Ontology annotation, molecular function: RNA polymerase II cis-regulatory region sequence-specific DNA binding; DNA-binding transcription factor activity, RNA polymerase II-specific. The record is from RefSeq and is a predicted model, not a curated record. Gene Ontology annotation, biological process: anatomical structure morphogenesis; regulation of transcription by RNA polymerase II; cell differentiation. The transcript is spliced from 2 exons. The coding region runs from base 136 to 1314 and encodes 392 amino acids. NCBI's taxonomy places the organism in Eukaryota, Metazoa, Chordata, Mammalia, Artiodactyla, Camelidae.
GUGGCGGGUCCCCAGGCCCGCAUCCCCGACAGCGUCACUCACCUGCUGAUACAGCUGAGUCAACCCUAAGCGGCUGCUUCUUCCUGCCGUACCCUCUAAAGUCAGCCCCCAAAGGGUGCAGACCUCACCUCAGCCAUGCCCCAACUGAGCAGGGAACUUGCAGUCUCGCCCCGCCCAUCGCCCAGGCUGGGAGGCUGGGCCAGUGGCCCUUUUAACCAGCCUGGGCAGGCUGUACCGGACACCGGCCCUGGACACCGUGCCUGGCCCCUGCGGUUCCGGCAGCCGCCAGCCUGGCCAGCCCAGUCAACCCAGUCGGUCAGCAUGCAGCAGCAGCCCCCAGCCGGGCCCCUAGCCCCAACAGCCGAGCCGACCAAGCCACCCUACAGCUACAUCGCCCUGAUUGCCAUGGCCAUCCAGAGCUCGCCGGGGCAGCGGGCCACGCUCAGCGGUAUCUAUCGCUACAUCAUGGGCCGCUUUGCUUUCUACCGCCACAACCGGCCCGGCUGGCAGAACAGCAUCCGUCACAACCUGUCACUCAACGAGUGCUUUGUCAAGGUGCCCCGCGAUGAUCGCAAGCCAGGCAAGGGCAGCUACUGGACGCUGGACCCCGACUGCCACGACAUGUUCGAGCACGGCAGCUUCCUGCGCCGACGCCGGCGCUUCACCCGGCAGGCAGGCACCGAGGGCGCCAAGGGCCCUGCCAAGGCACGCCGCGGACCCCUCAGAGCCACCAGCCAGGACCCAGGAGCCCCCGACGCCACAACCGGCAGGCAGUGCACAUUCCCGCCGGAGCUGCCGGAGCCCAAGGGCCUAAGCUUUGGGGGUCCAGGGGGGGCCUUGCCAUCCAGCAUGUGCUCAGCAACCCCUGAUGCCAGGCCUCGGCCACCUGCAGAGCCCAAGGAGAUGCCCAUGCCCAAGCCUGCAGGCCCAGGGGAGCUCCCCAUGGCCACCUCGUCUUCCCCGUGCCCAGCAUUUGGCUUUCCUGCCAGCUUCUCUGAGGCUGAGGGGUUCAGCAAGACCCCUGCGCCCAUCUUGACCUCUGAGGCGGCCAUCGGGAGCAGCUACCAGUGCCGGCUGCAGGCACUGAAUUUCUGCGUGGGGACUGACCCAGGCCUUGAGCACCUCUUGUCCUCAGCAGCCCCCUCCCCUGCCCCACCCACCCCUCCAGCCUCCCUCCGAGCCCCACUGCCCCUGCCAGCUGACCCCAAAGAACCCUGGGUUGCAGGCAGCUUCCCUGUCCAGGGAGGCUCUAGCUAUCCACUGGGGCUGACCCCCUGUCUAUACCGGACGCCAGGAAUGUUCUUCUUUGAGUGAAGCCAGCCGGCCUCAGGCAGUCCCUGCGGAGCCCCUCCCAACUCCACCCUCCAGGCUGAGCCUGACUCUAGGAUCUGGGGAGCGCUCAAAGGAGAAGGCCUGGCGAGGAAGCCAAGAUGCGAGUGAACACUCGGCCAGCCCCCAGGACCUCUGGACAGACUUGGGGGUGCGGGGAAGCAGGGCCCCCUUGGGAUUUACUCUGUGGCUCUCAGGGCCAAUAAAGCCAGUGUGAUGAUGA